This is a messenger RNA of Numida meleagris (helmeted guineafowl), 333 nucleotides long. RefSeq names its product protein Wnt-1-like. The record is from RefSeq and is a predicted model, not a curated record. Gene Ontology annotation, molecular function: frizzled binding; cytokine activity. Gene Ontology annotation, biological process: canonical Wnt signaling pathway; multicellular organism development; neuron differentiation. The coding region runs from base 1 to 333 and encodes 110 amino acids. Gene Ontology annotation, cellular component: extracellular region. The transcript is spliced from 3 exons. NCBI's taxonomy places the organism in Eukaryota, Metazoa, Chordata, Aves, Galliformes, Numididae.
AUGGGCAUGGAUCUUGGGGUCCCCAUAGUGGCUCUCUCCAUGGGGUGCCGGGAGACGGCGUUCAUCUUCGCCAUCACCAGCGCGGGGGUGACGCACUCGGUCGCCCGCUCCUGCUCCGAGGGCUCCAUCGAAUCCUGCACCUGCGAUUACCGACGCCGAGGCCCCGGGGGCCCCGAUUGGCACUGGGGGGGCUGCAGCGAUAACAUCGAUUUCGGGCGCCUCUUCGGGAGGGAGUUCGUGGAUUCCAGCGAGAAGGGCCGAGAUCUGCGCUUCCUCAUGAACCUGCACAACAACGAGGCCGGGCGCAUGGGGUCCCCACUCUUUGCCCCGUAG